AGAGUUUGAGAAGCGCUGGAAAUGCUUUGAGUAAUCUGUUCAUACGCAGGAAGUGAAUUUAGCAUGAAUUUUAUUUGAAAUAAUUCAUAAAGUUUAAAUAAAUGUUAAUUAACUUACAGAGGUGUGUUGUGGUGUAGAAAAUUGUAUUUAUCGGCAAUAUUUUGGAGGCAAAUUGAAGGAAAAUUGCAAAAGAAAAAUCCACGAUUUUCUGAGCAAACAAAAAUACAGGGGCUCUCUUUCGAGAAUUCUCAUGGAGAGAGGAGAGAGAAAAUAAUUCACAGAGAGUUGAGAAAUUGAUGGCAACAGAUGCCGCCUGAAAUCUUGUGAAGGCAUAAAAACUGAAGAGAAGUCUGAUUUUGAAGGAUGGUCCAGUAUUUACCGGUCGGUGAGAUCAGUCUAUAUUUUGCCCUGAAUUUCAUCUUUCUCUUCUACUCAUCUUAUCGUGUCUUCAGCUAUGGGAAAUUAAUUUACAAAGAAAAUGCAGAAUUUGGCUUCAGCGAAGGUUGGUGGAUUAUUGGAAGGCCCAAAGAUGACAUGGACUAUGAGUGGCACAACUGGAAGAACUUCCUCAUUGAACAUGCUUUUUGGUACAUAAUCCACAUGAUUUUGAGUCAAAUGGUACGACUUAUCAAGCAGAGACCAUCCCCAUUCUUCUAUGCUGCAAUUUCCUUUAUUUUCAUCUUCACGCGAUACGGCAUCAUUAUGACAAUUGCAGCCUUUGCCAGCGCUUUCCUCUUCUACGGACUCUCACGGAGUGCAUCGAAGGUGAUUUUCUGGGCUGGAAGUUCAAUUUACCUGCUGGCACUGAAUCUCCUAAAGAGUGAUGCUUUCUUUGACUUUCUCACCAGGCAUACGAAGCUCGGUGAGAGCGAAAUUUAUGAGAUCUUAAUUGUUUUUGCAUGGAUGCUGCUGAAAUGCAUCAGCUUCGGCAUUGAUGCCAUUGAGCAUCGUAAAAGUAGAGAAUCUCACAGUGAUUGGGAAUUCUCCCUUGAACCCUUCAUGGGGUAUGUCUUCUACUUCCCAACACUUCAUUUGGGACCCAUUAUGAUCUACUCAAGAUACCGAAAAUCCCUCCGACAGGAAGUAAGUGAAGUGAGUACGGAGAAAAUUUUAAUUUUUCUCCGUGAUAUUUUACUCUCAAUCUUCUGGAUGGUCUUCCUGGAGGGUGCUCUGCAUUUCUUCUAUGUUAAUAAUCUUCAGACAAAUGAGAAUGUGGUGUCACAGCUGGAUUCCUGGGCUCUCUACGGGUUUGGCUACUUGCUGGGGCAAUUUUUUCACAUAAAAUACGUGAUUGCCUAUGGGAUUGGGAUGGCAUUUGCUCGCAUGGAUGACAUUGACCCACCGAGGAAGCCCAAAUGUAUCUCACGGAUUCACCUGUACUCCGACAUGUGGAAGCACUUUGAUCAUGGACUCUAUGAAUUCCUCUUCCGGUACAUUUACUGCGAACUCUGCGCUAAGACAUCUUCAGUUGGAAAGAAACUUCUUGCAAGCCUCCUCACCUUUGUCUUCAUUUACUUGUGGCACGGAUUCUACUUCUACAUCUUCAUCUGGUCCCUCAUGAACUUCCUCUGCCUCACCGUGGAGAGCUUUGCUCGGCAAAUAUCAAAAACACCCACAUACCGACGAUUCAUUCAGGAACACUUUAACCAAACGUGGGAAUAUCGAUGGAAUGGAGCUCUGGGGACGCUUCUUCUCGUUCCUGCUGUAAUCUCAAAUUUCUUCUUCCUCGCCAGCUACGACGUAGGCAUCAUAUUUGUCCAGCGGACCUUCUACAGUGGUUUUCUUCACUACCUCUGCGUAUUUGGAGGUGUUAUCUGCAUCUUCUUCACAUCAGAGUUCAUUAAACGACACGAGAAAGCUUAUAGAGAACAAAAAUCGCGGAAUUCAAGCAUCACACGAGAGAUUAUUUCACAAUAAAAAGUAUUAAUGUAAUCUUAA
Molecule: messenger RNA, 1938 nt
Organism: Lutzomyia longipalpis
Lineage: Eukaryota; Metazoa; Arthropoda; Insecta; Diptera; Psychodidae
Gene: rasp
Product: protein-cysteine N-palmitoyltransferase Rasp
Exons: 2
Coding region: 364-1917 (517 amino acids)
Biological process (GO): protein palmitoylation
Cellular component (GO): endoplasmic reticulum
Molecular function (GO): palmitoyltransferase activity
Source: RefSeq, a predicted model, not a curated record